Messenger RNA from Halichondria panicea, 5267 nucleotides. RefSeq names its product exportin-5-like. Bases 3483 to 5237 code for a protein of 584 amino acids. Lineage: Eukaryota; Metazoa; Porifera; Demospongiae; Suberitida; Halichondriidae. The record is from RefSeq and is a predicted model, not a curated record. Gene Ontology annotation, cellular component: nucleus; cytoplasm; RNA nuclear export complex. The transcript has 3 exons. Gene Ontology annotation, molecular function: RNA binding; small GTPase binding; nuclear export signal receptor activity. Gene Ontology annotation, biological process: protein export from nucleus; RNA export from nucleus.
ACACCGGCCAGUUCUGGCUGCCCUAAACUAGAUUUUAAAGUUAUAGUUAACAUACAUGGGAACCAGCUGUAUAGGAAUGUAUGGCAUAUAUUGCACUGAAGCACGAGGGCUGAGUUCAAUACUGCAACUAACUAGUACCAUAGAUUGAAGAGAGAGGGAUUGGCAACGGAGGCAGUUUACGUGAUGCUUUACAUUGAGUUUACACAGAUGGGCCUGAAAAACCUCCCGUGUUUCGCCCUAAAACUCCCGGGGAAACUUAUUGUGUCUAAUGCAUGCUUCUCAAAGAUCCCUCGAACACUUAAACAAAUGCCCCCCCUGAUGGUGCAUGGGUAUCAUUUAGAAAACAUAAUCGUGAUUGUCAUGAAGUAGCGCAUGUUCCUAUACCACCUAUGAUAUAGCUAAGGUUGUGUUACUAAGUAGUGUGCUGUGUCCCAAAUGGCCAUAAGCAUGAGGAUAAGUUCAUGUGACUUUACAGACAGUAAAAAACAAUGCUCAGAAUUAUUCAUGUUUAGACUCACACGUUAGGAGUAAGCCUCGAUUAAAACCGCGCGGGGAAACAUGGAUGGCACCGGAAGUGCACCCCGUUGCCAAUCCCUCUCUUUUCAAUCUAUGCUAGUGUGCACUUGUGGAUAAUGAAAUCAACCUCUCAUCAAAGCAUUUAAGUAUACUCAGGUCACAUGACCUACAAACGAUCUCUGAUAUGCCCCUACUACUAUAGAUAGAGAGAAAAUUCUUUUGCGAGUAUUUCACUGCAAAUCGGUUUCAAAGACUUUGGAAAAACAUUUCAGAAAAGCUGAAGUUAGUGGUAAUUGUGAGCCGAUGCUGGCUGAAAAAUAUUAUUCACAAUAUUGAUUAUAAUUUCGAGGCUUUCAUUUCACCUCUAGUUUUCUACUUUCAAACGUGUAGUGGAGCUCGACAGAUUGAUGAAGCAGGAUAACACCGAGAACAUUCAAUGACUCACCUUUGCCGAAUCCACUAUUUAGCACAGUGGAACCUUGCGUUCAUUCAAUCAAAUCCCAAACUAUCCAUUUACCUACACUAUAGUCUGGGCCGAAUGUUCUCAGCAACAGUAUUUCACUUAUUUUUUACAAGCGGUCCAGGCGUUCAUACAAGGUUGGACUUCGAAGUGCUUGUAUGUACGAAGCGAUAACAAAAGAAAUUCUCCUCACAAGUAGAACCUGUUUGUUAAACCUAUGCUGCUCUCAUGCAAGACUAUACCUAGUAAGAAGAGACUGUUGUGAAAGUAAAACCAAAAAAUGUGUAAUGUGUACAAGUGCAUCCAGUCCAUAGAGAGUAUAUAUAAACCAUACCAAAAAAUAUAUGUGAGUAGUUGUACUUAAAUGUAAAUUUCUAAGAAAAUGUGCUGAUUUGAUACCAGUGCAUGUGUAUAGGUGAAUGAAUAAGCUACAGUGCAUGUAUCCAAAAAUGUUUCCAUGAUUAAGGUUGAGUAAACAAUUGUUAUUGGGUAAUUGGAUAUAUAGGCAGUGGCGGAUCCAGAGGGGGUUCUUUGGGUUCAAUUGAACCCCCCUUUGAGAAAGAAGUGAGUGGGAGGCUCAAGCAACUAGUUAGCAAGUUGUUCCUUUCUUACUAGCUUUCACAUGCACUUCUCACUUACCUUUAGUCCUUGUUAGUCCUGCGAAGCUUUGUUUGUGCAGUUUUAGUGACUAUGAAGGCUAAAAACUCUCCAGCGAGUGCAUGCAGACUGCUUCAUGAAAAGUGAUGACCUUUUUUUUAGGAAAAAAUUCGGUGUGUUAAUGCGCAUGCUCACUGUUUAGAAGAAGUGACGACCUUUUUGGUAAAUUUAACAGUCCUUGAGCCCUGGAACCCCCCUUUCAAGAAUCCUAGAUCCGCCACUGAUAGGGAGAGAAAAGGCCAACGGUUUCCGGCUAAGUUUUCGAACUUUGUCACAACAUCUAUAUAUAUAGAUAGUUUGGCUAUAAUAUCUUAUAAAAGGUUCAAACAUACCUACACAUCCUUUGCAGUGCUCAAAAUUAUUAGUUUUUCCAUUUCGGUUAGGGAGAUUUGAAGAAGAUCUUACGGCUAGGGUCCAAAAAUUAGUAAGCUUGAUAAAUUUUCUAACUUUUGAUAAGAAAAUAUUGUCCAAAAAUACUUUAGUUCUGGAGAUAAUUGAUAAUUUUGCCUUACCACGGAUUAUAGCCCAUGGUCCAAGGCCGAAAAAUGGCAAAUUAUGGUCCAGCCAGCACAUAACAAUAAAUAAAAGUAUUGAAAGAAACAAAGUAGCACUGCAUGACUGUAUUAGCAUUCUAUACAUUUGUAGAUUCGUAGAAAUGGGGUUGUAUAUAUAUAUAUAUACGGUUGUAGCUGAACAGAAGAAAUUUCUACAUGAACAAUUGAGUUUAUGACGGGUUAAGGGUGGAUCUAAUUACACAGACACAAAUAUCAUACAAUCGUUAAGCUUCUCGAGACAGUUUGUUGGUUUUGAAGGUGGUUUUGAAGGUAAUAGAAACCGUCAAAAAAAUUAACCUGUAGUGACUUCCAAUAAUUUAAAGAUGCUCAGUUUUUUUACUCCCAUUUUUCAGUAAGACUUUGUUAGGCUUUCAGAGGCUAAUUACAUUUGUCUCCUUCGAUGAUUGCUGAUUUUGACCUUAUGCAUGAUUUCCCAGAAACUUAGCUGCAAAAAAUGCACUCCUCAGACCUGGUAAUACUUAUAAGCUCUAGACUUAUUCAAGACAUCUUGAAAUGCGCACAAUGUUAUUAAUGUGAGUAUUGCAUAUAUACACAUGCAUGCAGAGCUAGUGCAGUCAUAGUUCCAUGCUGUACAUAGAGUGGGAGGGUCUAGUCGCAUUCCUUGAGUGCUGGACUGGAACACUGAGAUCUAAUGCUGAGCUCCUCAAGUGGUGACAGUAUACAGCAGAAAUCAUCCACGCAUCAUUGAAUGUACCCAUCAUAAUGUCCGAUGAUUAUUUUGGUAGAGGGAAAUCUAUAGAUAAUGCUCAGUCAACAAGAUGACAGUAAAAGUUGCCUAUGGAGGAGAGAGUGGAAAAUGAAGUACACAUUUUACUAAUAAGUUCCCUCAACUGAAGCUUGACACAAAUUGAUUCAAAUUUGGAUACUCUGGUAUUAGUUGUAUAUAAGACACCAGCUGUCACAAGACAAACCUUACAAUCGGUGUGGGUGGAUGCUUUAAUAUGUCAUAUGAUCGUAUGACCAUUUAUGUUAUUUUAUUGCCUCUAAGAAUGCUCUUUUAUAUAACAAACAAAUACUAUCUAUAUAAGUACUUAUAUGGUGGUUUUCAAAACUUCAGGGAUUGUUUUUCCCCGUAUAGGUAGUAGCCAGUUUUGUAUUAUAAUUAUCGGUCAGUGAAUUUAGUUUCAUUUCACUGCUGCUUUGGCGAUCACAGCUAAUGGUGCAUUAGAUCUAUAGCUAUACAAAAACUGACUGUGUUCAAGUAGUGUGUGUGGCCAAGAUCAUUCACUGACAGGAAGUUUUUGUGAACUUAAUUGCUGUAUCGAUUGUUGAUCAUGGGAAUUCGGACCUUAACCACCUACAUGAACGAGAAGGGGCACUUCGAGUCUGUAACCCUGAGAAAAGUUUCCAGUAGGAUUGUCAUUGAUGGAUUUAGCUUGUCCUAUCAACUGUUUUGUGGAAUUGGAUGGGGUGAUUAUUGUGAGUUUUAUGAGAAGGUUCUAGAUUUCUUUACAAUGCUAAAGUCUAUCGGAAUCGAGGCCUAUGUGGUAGUCGAUGGUAUUGAUUAUGAAAAUGAAAAGGCAGCAACUAGUGAUGAUCGAGUUUUACAGCGGCUUAGGAUGAUGAGUAGGGCCAAAUCUCAGAUUGAACAGCUUAAAAAGAACGAGAUGAUUGUUCCUAAUCUGGCAAAAGUUGUGUUUGUCGAUGCUGUUCGUAAAACCAUUGGGGCUAGGUUCUUUGUUGCCGAUGGUGAAGCUGAUCGAGAUGUGGUGUCACUUGCAAAUCAUCUUGGCUGUCCCGUCUUAGGCUUGGACUCGGAUUUCUUCAUUUUUAACAUAAACCACGGACUGAUUCUCAUACCGCACAAUUUACAAGACCUUAAAACAGAGGUGCAGUAUUUUCACUAUCAGAAAUUUGAUCGAACAUGCAACUUUAGCCACCCUCAAAUCCGCCUUUUCUUACCAUACUGUCUUGGCAACGACUUUCACAGUCGCCAUGCACUACCUGAGCUAGGAAUUGAUCAGGAGGCUAAAGUAGAGUUAAUAGUUGAAAAGCUUAAUAACUCCUCUUUAAACAUUGAUGAUUAUCAAGGAGAACUCGCUAGUGAUCGUAAGUUUUAUGAAGUUGUCCCUCAUUCAUUUGAAGACCUGUCUCAACACUCAGCAUUUAGUACAUCAGUCCCUCAGUGGAUUGUAUCUCGUUUCAAAAGAGGAGAGUUUUCGCGCAAUGUAAUGCAUUUCUUGGUAGGCCAUAUUCUGAAGGGGAGCAAAAUCUGGAAUUAUAUACUAGUUGUUGAAGAUAUAAAGAGAGAGUCUGCUUGGAAAGUGACCAAUUCGGUUCUUCUGUAUGCUAUUGGUGCUCUCAUUAGUUGCUAUGAAAGUGGCAGUAUCCCUGAAAUUAUUGUGAGGGUCAGGCAAAAAUCGCUGUGUAAAUUAGAAGAACACAACAUUUCCUCCUUGCUCAAUGAGAAGCAUUUAGAGAUUCUUGGAUCACACAAUUUGUUGAAUAUUCCUGAUAUGCCCAAAAUAAAACGAAGAGACAUCGUUUUACGUGUAUUUCAGUGCAAACAAAUUUCAGCGGAAUUGGAGAAUGUCUCUGAAGAUCUGAAAUUAGCAGUAGUUGCAAGCCGGUGUUGGCUGAUGGCUAUUCACUCAAGUGUGGACCAUCGAUUCAAGGCUUUCAUUUUGGCUCUUGUUCUCUGCCUUCAAAAGUGUCUCUGUAAAGGCAGUGAUGAAAUUAAGGAUUGCCGUAACCAAAUGAAGGCUCUUGAUCGGAUCCACUACUUAGCUCAAUGGGAAUGCAUGCUUCACCUUGCCAAUACUUUCAACCAGAUCCUCGGCUGCCCUUUUACCUACACAAGCCUGGGUCGUAUGUUCUCUGCAACAGUAUUUCAAAAAUUUUUCGUGAACUUACCCAAUCCUCUCUACUCAAUGCUUGACGAAGAAGGGAGGAUUAUGUACAAUGCAAUAACAAAAGAGCUUCUCCCGGAUGCACCAGUCGAACCUGUUCGCCAAGCCCAUGCUGUUCGAUUACAAUAUUCAAUCCCUACUCAGAACAGAUUUGCAUCAUUGUCUAACUUUGUGGAUUGAAUUCUACAGCAUCUAAACCACUGCAUGUUU